Messenger RNA from Hemibagrus wyckioides, 10053 nucleotides. RefSeq names its product matrix-remodeling-associated protein 5-like. The transcript is spliced from 7 exons. Gene Ontology annotation, cellular component: extracellular region. Gene Ontology annotation, molecular function: protein binding. The record is from RefSeq and is a predicted model, not a curated record. Bases 346 to 7719 code for a protein of 2457 amino acids. NCBI's taxonomy places the organism in Eukaryota, Metazoa, Chordata, Actinopteri, Siluriformes, Bagridae.
CGCGCGGGGAUCAGGCGUCGGACCUUGUGUCGUCUCCUCACCGCGCGCGAGCCUCUCAGUUCACUUUAUUCCCCGGCAAAAUUCACGCAGUAUCUGGGACACAAGCGCGGAGGAAAUCAUUCUUUUUUAUUAAUGUUACCUCGUUUUUUUUAUUUCUAUAUUUUGUUCACGGUGCCGUUUGGCACUUAAUAUUUAAUACAAUCUAAUUAUAAAAGGUCUGCUCCUGGACCACGGAAUAAAAGAAAGAAGUUGGGGAUGAGUGAAUGAGUGUGAGGUGAUGAAGAGGUUUAAUUAUUUCUGUGGACAGCAAAACUGACUGCAACAUUCUCACCUAAAGUGUUUAUCAUGAAGCUGUGUGAAAGACGUAGAAGGAUGGGAGCCAUGAGUGGAUGUUUGCUGGUGAUGCUAACGUUACUUGUCGUGUUUUCGGAUGUUGCCGUGUCCUGUCCUCGUCCGUGUGCCUGUUACGUCCCUUCUGAAGUGCACUGCACCUUCCGCUCACUCACCCUCAUCCCCUCAGGAGUACCACGAUUAGUGCGGCGCAUGAACCUUGGAUUUAACAGCAUUUCCCAACUUGACAAAGACUCUUUAGCUGAACUGAGGAAACUGGAGCUUCUGAUGGUGCAUGGAAACAACAUCCAUCAGAUCCCAGAGGGUGUUUUUCGAGACUUGAUGUCCUUGCAGGUUCUGAAAAUGAGCUACAAUAAAGUCAAAGUGAUCACAGGUCGCACUUUAUCUGGUCUCAUACGCCUUGUACGGCUGCACCUGGACAACAACCACAUCGAAUUCGUCCAUCCUGAUGCCUUCAGAGGGAUGACAUCACUUCGUCUGCUACAUCUUGAAGGGAACCAUCUUCAGAAGUUGCAUCCUUCUACAUUCAGCACCUUCUCCUUGUUAAAUCAUUUCCCAGUCUCUACAAUCAAACAUCUCUACCUAGCAGACAAUUAUCUGACAUUCCUGCCAAGAGAAAUGCUGAGAAACAUGCCGCAUCUAGAAAGCCUUUUCCUCAAUGGAAACCCCUGGACCUGCGACUGUAGGUUGGACUGGCUUCAGGAUUGGAUGGCACGCCAUUCAGGCGUGAUGAAGUGCAAGAAGGACAAAGCUCAUGCCACAGAUCAGCUCUGUCCUGUUUGUUCCUCACCACAGCAUCUGAGUGGAAAACAAAUCUCUGAACAGAAGGAAUUCAAGUGCACAGGGCCAGUCAUUAGCAACUCUCCAGGGAAAGACAUUUCACAAGAGGAACACCUCAGUGAACUUCUUUCUCUGGAGGAUUUCAAGUCACCUUUUGGAAACAUUAUGCUGAACCUGACAGAUGAACAUGGAAACACGGUGGACUUGAGCUGCCAAGUUGUGAAGCCGAGGGAGUCUGCAGAAAUCAUGUGGAACUACACUGAGUCUUUGCAGAUCAGUGCUAACAUGACUCUCUUAUUUGAUUUUGAAUGCCCGAUGGACAGGGAGAAGUAUACGAGAUUAUGGAGACUGCUUGCAUACUACAGCGACGUUGCUCUGCACCUGAGCAGAGAGAUUAUGUUAAGUAAAGAGCCUGAACUGAGCUACAGAUACAGACAGGACAUUGAGAGAGACGCAUACUAUUACACCGGAGUCCGAGCUAAUAUUCUGUCCCAUCCAUCUUGGCUCAUGCAAUCAUAUGUGAACAUAAAGCUCAACAGGCCCUAUUCCACGUCAAAGACUGUAAAGCUCAUUUUCACGACUCAGAUGUCUUCCACCACAGACAGUGAGCAGGCAAGACGACAGAAGAGAUCCUGGGUUAUGAUCAAACAAAACAAUGCAACCCAGACAACGUUUAGUUCAGUCGUGGGCAGUAUGAUUGAGAUGCACUGCAGUGUGAUGAGUUCUGGAGCUCCGACCAUUCAGUGGAUGUUGCCUGAUGGCUCUAAGGUUAGGGCAUCUUUCAAUAGCCCCAACAACCGGCUGUCUGUCUCUAGUAUGGGUAAACUUCUUAUCAAAGCAGUGGAUCAUUCAGAUGCUGGUGUAUAUUACUGUAUUGCUGAAUUAUUGGGAGAUGUAGACCUUCUUUCUUUUCGUUUAUCAGUUGUUGAAUCCUCCAGGCCCCCUGUGGGUGAAGAGGUCAAGAUUGCUUUCGAGAAAUUUGUCGGGGAAUCUGUUUAUCUACCAUGCAAUACCACUGCAUCACCAGAUGCUGAUGUGAACUGGAUCUUUCCAGAUGGUAGUGUGAUGAAUGCCAAAGCAAACUCAUCUAGAGGUUUUAUCUUCUCCAACGGAACACUCUUCAUUCCUCACUGCAGACCUGAUGAUAAUGGAAAUUACAAAUGUGUGGCUCUGAAUCAACACGGUGAGGACACUCUUUCCGCAAAGAUCACUGUUAAGAGACGGCAAGGAACACAACCUCUCAGACGGUAUCCCAUGGGGCCCCUGUCUGCGGCAGGUGUGUCUACAAAGGUCAAAGCAAUUUUUGAGGAUAUGGAGGAGUCAUCUGGUGAUGAUACAGGCCAGAACAGAAUGUCGUCAAAUAGAGGUUUUAUGCACCAAAGGAGGGGACCACAUUCAACGUCACAAGCAUAUCCAGUCAGGAAUUUACAAAGACAUUUUCCAGGCCACAGGAAGCCAAUUAAGAAAGGUCUGAAUGGACAACAAAGAAAAGGGAACAGGAUAAAACUGAACAAAACAAACAACAGAGUAGACCCACAGAGAUGGGCUGACUUUUUGGCCAAAAUUCGUGAGAAAGCAGUUCCAAAUACCACAACACCUAGCUCUUACCCAAGCACUCCAGCAGAAAACGUUCAGACUGUAGAUCCAGAACCUCUCAAUAACAUAGAGGGAUCUUCUCCAGAUGAUGCGAGCUCUCUGAAGGAAGAGCGAAACACCAUUAUCAUAUUUCACACCAAUGCCCAACCAGUCACAGCUCCUUCACAUAUAGAAUACCAGACAAUGUCUCCUGAAACAAGCAUUAAGUCUGACAAAGUCACGCUGAGACCCGUGAAAACCACAGCUACACCUAAUUAUGUUACCACCGAGAUAAAUAUCCUGCAGGGGAACCAUGUAAACACUUUAACUACCAGCACUUCACACAGAGAAGAAAGACAACGAAACCAAUUGGAAAAUAACCCAGCUGCUCCCAAUUCAGAGUUAGAGAAUGAGCUUGGCAUAUCAGUGAAGUCUUCUGAUGUUAAGGAAUCUUAUACAAUGAAUGAAAAGGACAGUACACAAUGGACAAAUAGCACUUCAACACAGGCAACCAAAGUCAUUUCAACUAAUGUCAUAAAGCAAAGAGCUUCAUCUACUUCAUAUUCCAGGAAACCCUGGAACUCCAGGAGGCGAUUUGGAAGCAGAGGACGAAUAAACCGAAUAAGACUAAGACCAUCCUCGUCCCUAAUCACUAGCAGACCACAGUUAUUUACAGCACCCAAGGCCACUGGAACACAUAAGCCAUUAAUCACUACAACCCUGUCCACCACACUAACAGCAGGCACAUCAGCUUAUUCUACUGCUCCAUAUAUUACUUCUACCCAAUACCUGAAAUCCGCAACAGACAACGAUUGUAAUGGUAAUGAUCAAAUGAAUGUCUCCCUGUUAGCUGAUAAUAUCAAUAUACUAACCCAUAAACUGGAGGCAAUUCCACAACAUUCCACAAUCCAGAGGACUGAACUAACUCUAAAUGUCCCACAACAUGGUUUACGCCACAGAAUACACCUUACAACACCAGCAGUGACUGUGACCACAUCUCUGAGGAGAGCAAAUAAAGAGACAUCCGUAAAGAGCUGGCAAAAUGUGCAAACAUUCACUACAGAGAUCCCAAAAAAUUACCACACUGUUUCUACAUCUCAGCCAGAAGCAGAUUAUAAAACUCUUGCAGCCACUCAAGCAGAGUUUACAUCCCAACUUUCAGCACUAAAACCAUCUCAGGAGCCUGUCACUGAGGAUGAUGCAGCAUACACCAGUCCUCACAUAUCUGAAUCCCAUCCAGAGGAAAGACUCAAUAACUUGCAAAUACUUGAAACUACACAUAAACCUGUCAAAUCUUCAACUAAUCCAGUCAAACUCAUUCAAACCCCAGUUAUAGAUCCAUAUGAAGACACUAAAACAGAAGAUUUACAACAGAAGUCAUUUUCUCACUCUACAGUGAAACAAGGGCAAGCUGGGUUUCUAACUACAACGCUUCAUACUCUUCCCAAUGAACAUGAUUCUGUUUUUCCCAUUACGACUCCAGGCCCCCAGGUGGGACAGGGAGAGUUGCUGCUGUCUAACAUAAGCAAUCCCUCUGGUAUUAUUUCAACAGUGGCAUCACCAACCACUAAAGCCAAGGUUAAAAUAUCAACAAAACCUUUUACAACAACAUCAACACCCAUGACACCAUCAAUUAAAACCACAGAGUCUGCAAUUAACUCCCCAAUUCUAACCACUAUUUUUGGAGAAACAACCUCAUUAAAACCUAGCAUCCCUAUAGCAGAUAACGGAAUUCCAGUUUACUCAAGAAACCCUUCGACUAACCACAUUCCAGAUGGGAAUCAUGGAAGAACCCUUGAUUAUAAGCACCCCAACCACAGACACCCAUUUAUCAUCCAUCAAACAUCAUCAGAUACCAAUUUAUCUGUGGAUAAUGUCAGAGCAGGCUCUGAUGGUACAAUUAGAUCAAGCUUGUCACCAAAGUCUUUUACAACCACUAUUCAGAGGACAAUGACAAGCCCAACACCAACUGCAAAGCCUCUGAGCAGAAUUCAGACAGGUGUAGUUGCUACAAACCAGCACCUUGGCAUGAAUCUCCUACUUCCUCAGCUACCAGAUGUUCCUAUACUGAGAGCAAGGCCCAGAAUCACCACUGCUAAUCUUACCACAGUCACUGUGAAUGCUAAAACAGAUGUGCAGUUUCCGUGCAAUUCUGUGGGGGAACCUAAACCUUUUCUUACCUGGACCAAAAUCUCUACAGGGGCUGUUAUUUCUGCAAAUUCUAGAAUCCAGAGAUUUGAGGUCCAGCCCAGUGGAAGUUUAAUAAUCCACAAUGUUCAGCUCCAGGAUCGUGGCCAGUAUGUUUGUGCUGCUCGGAAUCAAUAUGGUAUUGAUCAGAUGGUGGUUACGUUGAUGGUUCUGGCCCAAAUGCCAAAAAUCCUGCAUCCAUGGCAGCAUGACAUGACCGUGUACUUGGGAGACUAUGUGAACCUAGAAUGUCAAUCACAGGGUCUUCCCCAUCCCCAGAUAAGCUGGGUGCUUCCGAAUCAGACGGUAGUUCAGGCAGUCAGCACAAGGGAGCAGAGGCUAAUGCUUUUUAGCAAUGGGACACUGCAUCUGAAGCAGACUAGAUAUCCAGACAGUGGAAUCUAUAAGUGCAUCGCCAGUAAUGUGGCUGGAGCAGCAACAAUAUCGAUUCGGCUCCAUGUUACUGCACUUCCGCCCAUAAUCCAGCAACAGCCACAGGAAAACCAUACCAUUUCCGAGGGUCAGACUAUGUACAUCCACUGCAGCGCUAAAGGAGCCCCAAAUCCAGUGAUCCGAUGGGUCACCUUCAGUGGCAUGCAAAUCCGCCCUUCCCAGUUCAUCAAUGGAAAUCUGUUUGUCUUUCCCAAUGGGACGUUAUACAUUCGCAACCCAACAGAAAACGACUCUGGUACCUAUGAGUGUGUUGCUUUAAAUGUCAUGGGCAUAGCCAGGAGACGUGUGAGUGUGAUGGUGAAGAGGGCUUUCUCUACAGCUAAAAUUACCUUCACAUCACCACUAAGAACUGAUGUCAGUUAUGGUGGCUACCUAAGGUUAGACUGCAGUGCUUCUGGAAGCCCUGAACCGAAAAUCAUCUGGAAAACGCCAGUGAAAAAACUCAUUGAUGCACAUUUCAGCUUCGAUCACAGAAUGAAAGUCUUCAGCAAUGGCAGUCUCACCAUUCAAUCAGUAACAGACAAGGACCAUGGAGACUACCUCUGUCUGGCCAGAAAUAAAUUUGGGGAUGAUUUCGUUCUCCUGAAAGUGACUGUCAUGAUGAAAGCAGCCAGAAUAGAGCGGAAACAGUUUAAUAACCACAAGGUUCUUUACGGAGGAGAUCUAAAGGUAGACUGUAUAGCAUCGGGCCUCCCGAACCCUGAGAUCAAAUGGAGUCUUCCAGAUGGCACCAUGAUUAAUAGCAUCAUGCAGUCGGACGACAACGGAGUGCACACAAAGAGGUAUGUUGUAUUUGACAACGGUACCCUCUAUUUUAACGACGUGGGCAUAAAGGAGGAGGGAGACUACACGUGCUAUGCUGAGAAUCAGAUUGGCAAAGAUGAAAUGAAAAUUCGUAUCAGAGUAGUGGCAGCUGCCCCAAUCAUACACAACAACACUUUUGAGGUGAUCAGAGUGUCACAUGGGGAAACAGCAUCACUUACUUGCAGGGUAAUAGCACAGCCUUCACCAACAAUAACAUGGCUUUCCCCAAACAACCACAUCAUAGCCCUGCCAGCAUCAGAUAAAUACCAGCUUACCAGUGAUGGGACUUUAGAAAUCCAUAAGGUUCAACUGUUGGACAGAGGAAACUACACUUGCUUAGCCAAAAAUACAGCAGGUACAGACAAGAAGGUGGUUAGUGUGGAAGUUGUGACUUCAGCGCCCAUCAUAAAUGGACUAAAAAGUCUCGUGACCAGAGCAGAGGAGACUGCUGAGAAGGACCAGCGGAUUCUGCUGCACUGCAAAGCCGAAGGAACGCCAUAUCCCCAAGUCAUGUGGAUAAUGCCGGGGAACGUUGUGCUUCCAGCUCCUUACUAUGGCAGCAGGUUCAUGGUUCAUCGCAAUGGUACUCUUGAAAUUCGCAAUUUACGCAAGAGUGACUCUGUCCAGUUGGUCUGCAUAGCUCGCAGUGAGGCAGGAGAAGCCAGACUGCAGGUACAGCUUCAUGUUAUAGAGCGUGUUGAGAAACCAAAGCUGAAAAGCUUGCCAACAGAGACUGUCCAAUUGAUCAGUGGAGUCUCUGUGAUUCUAAACUGCUCCAUGGAAGGACCCCCCUAUCCUGAGAUCACUUGGUUCCUUCCAAGUGGAACAACCCUAUUGAGUGGAACAAGCAUUUUCCCUUUCAACCAUCUCCCUGAUGGAGCUUUGAUCAUCACAGAACCUUCUGUGUCAGAGGAAGGGAUUUACAGAUGCUUGGGCCGUAACAGUGCAGGUUCUGUGGAACGCAGAGUGACUCUACAGUCCAGCCAGAAACCUGUCAUCAGUAGCAAGUACAGCUCAUUGGUCAGCAUUAUCAAUGGAGAAAACCUGCAGUUAAACUGUCUGUCAAGUGGUAACCCAGAACCCAAGCUUACUUGGACCCUACCAAGUGGAGAAACCCUAACUAGGCCACAGAGAAUGGGUCGAUACACCAUUUUUGACAACGGUACCUUAACAGUUCAACAAGCCUCUGUCUAUGAUAGAGGGACUUACCUUUGUAAUUCUGCCAAUGAACACGGGUCCUCGUCCAUGACAGUUGCAGUGAUUGUGAUUGCAUAUCCGCCACGCAUCACCGCUGGACCCUCAGCAGUCACUUAUGGGAGACCAGGAAUUGCAAUCAAGCUUGACUGUAUGGCGAUUGGGAUCCCAAAGCCAGAGGUGCUUUGGGAGAUGCCUGAUAAAUUCCAGCUCAAAUCAGGCCCCCAAGUGCGACUUUACGGGAACAGGUAUAUCCACCCACAAGGUGCUCUGGUCAUCCAGAACCCAUCAAGCAGAGACAGUGGUUUCUACAAGUGCACCGCCAAAAACCUGAUUGGAAGUGAUAGCAAAGCAACCUACGUAUAUGUGUUUUGAUACAAAAUACUAUUUUAUAAUAUAAAUACCUUCACGCCUUAAAGAACUGCAGUGCAGAGAAUACUGAGAAUAGCGAGUGAGUUACAUUGUAGAUACGUUGAAGAUAUGUUGGUUUAAUUUUUUAUCUCUUCUGGUAAAUAUUCUCUUGUAAAUACAGUAUUAAAACUAAUUAUAAUUAUAUUUUAAAUAUGAUUAGAUAUCAUACAGAUACUGCUCUGCUGCUUUCUUGAUGCUGGGAAGAAAUUCAAGGUGUUUGGUUUAGACCCAUGGUUCUCUAUGUGCUCCAGGGACUCCCAGGUGUCUAUGAAGCAAAGUGAUGGGUGAUAUAGUUUUCUCAGAUUUGUUGCACACAAUUAUCCAAUUAAUUGCUAUGAUUUUUUAUUAAUCUCUAUUAAUUUCCUGUUUUUAAAUAUUAUUGUACACAUUUAAAUAAUGUGCUUUUUUUUUAUUUUUUACUUACAAUAGAUUCUAUGUAAAAUAAGUCUUGUGUAUUGUGGGGGUCCAUGGGGUUUUAUUUACAGUUAAAAGUUUAAUUGCCCCCUUUCUUAAUGACACAAAUGCAUUGUCAGGGAGCUUACAAAUAUAUUAGCAUUUGCCAAUAUCUACACUGUAGUUUAUCCUAAAGGACCAGGCUUCAAAGUAAUCAUUUUAUUUUUUUAAUAUAAUAUAAAUGUUUCUUGUGUGUUUUAUUUGUUUCUGUACACUGUUUUAUAGCAAAAUGUGCAUUACAAACCUUUUUUUUGCCAUUGUUGCCAUGCUAUAGUAACGCUAUUUCUUUUUUAAUUUAUUUGUCUGUUAAAGAUGUCAUUCAAAGCAAUUGAAUAUAUUUUUCUGAGAAGCUCGUAGCUGCACUUUACAUCUACGUUUGAAAUAAACAAGUAUUUCAAUUAUUUAAGCAGUUACAUGAUAAACUACAGGUAUUUUAAAGUCCCAGCAAAAGUAUAAACAGAAAAAAUUGAAGAAGAAAUAUGAAAUAAUUCCUGACUCAUUCAUACUUCUGUUCUUUUUAACCAAAAUGCCUUGUUACUGGAUGCAAGUGUCCUAAAAUCCCUGUAGAAAUUCCGAAUAGGUUUCUAAUUAGUGGAAGCCUGAGUAGACUUCUGUUUCAGUGGCAUGAAGAACACACAUAAUAAUGAUUUAUGAGAAUCCUUAACAUUGAAAAGCAAGAAAAAAAAACAGCCUCAUGAAACAGGUGUGUAAGACCAUUAGCAAAACUCGAAACCUCUGAUUUUGACAGUCGAGAUGUAUGAUAUUGCAGCAAACAGCAGUCUUGCUAAUGCUGUGUGUUUGGCUGUAAGGUGUAUUUAAAUCAUGCUAGCAUUAUUAGUGCUAAUCAUAUGAUAUUUUGCUAGCAAGGAAGCUUUAAAAACCUUCAAACUCUCAAUGCCUCCUUACUGAAUUAGGUUUCUUCAGUAAAUAUUUUCAAUGUGAGUAAAAAAAUAAUUUAUUCAUGUAUUUGUGACCACCACAGUUAGCUAGCUAGCACAAAAGAGAAGCAUAAUGACAAGUGUUUUUAUCUAGUGAUGUUCCAUUCAGAAGUUAUUAAGCCAAAAUAGUGAGAUAAUAUUGUAACAAGUUAUUAAUUUGUAAUAAGAAAAUGAUAUGCUGUGGAUUGUGAAUAAGUAUAAUGCGGUACAGGUAGAUGUAAGUUUAGCUAGCUAACACAGGAACGAACAGUUCCCUGUCCCUGCUGGCCACAACAAACUAACACUGUUUCAGUUGAUACAAAAAAAAACCUUGACACUUGACUGUGAUUUAUUUAGUAUGAGGACAAAAAUACCCUGAAAAUUUUCCUGUCGUUUUAUUUGAAUGUUCUUUAGGGCUGAGGCAGCAUGUGGACGGCAUUAGCUAACACAUGCUAGGGCUAAUCAGGUGAUGUUUCCUGGUGUGCAGCUAAAACAUCAAAGAGCCUUGUGGAAAUAUUCUCCACACACUCUUUCAAUCAAGGAAAUAUUGACCACUGUCUGGGGGUCGCACUGCAGGCACAGUGAGUUGGAGGUGUGUUUACAAGAACAUGCUUCUGUUAGGCUCAAUAAUUAUCAGAUAAUUUGAAAGCAAUUCCCCACAUUAGCUCUGGAUCUGCGUCAUCAAACUGUCCCUCAGUGAAGUGGCCCAGGUCAAAAAAGCAGCCCAUACACAUUCAGUGGUGUAACAUACAGAGCAGCAGAUGCUCAGCCAACCAGAAUCUUUAAACCUUAAACUCUCAUAAAAUGUAGACGGUGCCCCGAGCUACUGAUAGCUGCAGCUAAUGAAUUUCCCCUGAUAGGAAAGGCUGGUCUUGUGACUUUUGGUGGUAGAAGUCUGUGGUAAAAUAAGGCUGUAAUUAACUUUUUA